Messenger RNA from Penicillium macrosclerotiorum, 597 nucleotides. RefSeq lists its product as uncharacterized. Lineage: Eukaryota; Fungi; Ascomycota; Eurotiomycetes; Eurotiales; Aspergillaceae. Bases 1 to 597 code for a protein of 198 amino acids. The transcript is spliced from 2 exons. The record is from RefSeq and is a predicted model, not a curated record.
AUGCAGUGCUCCAGUGGAGCAUGUGAGCUGGGACCGCAUUGCUGGCGUGAUCCUAUAAGCAAGAAGCAUAUUAAGCUGACAGUACAAAAUCUGAGGGCCCUUGUGAGGUACGCGGAGGAAGGUGGUCUGUUAAAAUCCCACGAUGACGUCCCUGAAUCAAUCCGUGAAAAGCUAUAUAUACAGGAGCAGCAGCGAUUUGAGAGGCAAAAGGGAGGCGCUCAGUCCACUAAUGGUUAUCCCCCUAUCAACAUCACCAACGUUCUUCCUGCGCAGGCUUCUCCUCUUUCUGUGCCAGCUACACCGACUCCGAUGCCGACUUCGUACCGCCCCGGAGUCCCUGGUCUGCGGGAUGUUGCUGUUGCUGAAUAUAGUGACUGGCAGCAAUCUCAAGUAAAUAAUAACGGACUAAAGGAAGAGUUCGGGAAAGCUCGCGAUACUGCCCUCGAAGAUGGACUGGAUCUUGUCCAGAUCCACAAGGAUCAGGACCCGGGAUUUUUCAUUAAGAACGGUAUCAAAAGAGGUAUUGCUCGCCGUUUUGUUGGAGACAUUCAGUAUUGGGUCGAGAGUUGUAGGUGCAACAUAGGAGAUAGACUAUAA